CACUUUCCCCACUCGGCUAAAGUCAAUCUCCACCUCCCGGACUCGUCCCCCACCUAUCCCGCAUGCAUCCACCCUCCGCCGUCCCCAAAUCGGAGUCGAUCCCGGCGAAACCCUAGAAAUCCUCCCGCCAUGAAGGCCGCCAACCCGAAUCCGAAGCACAAGCCAAUGCCUCCACCCGCGGCGGCAGCGGCGGCGCCGCGCAACCCGCAGGCCCCCUCCUCCAGGGCGUCGUCGUCGUCGUCGUCUGCAGCCGACCACAACCCCAACAAGCGCCCCCACCCCGGCAACGCCGCCGCCGCCGCCGCCACCGCCACCAGUGGUGCCGCGCCCGCGGCCCCGGACCCUGCCCCGAGCCUCAACGGGGAGGCCGGCCGGCCCCCUCUGCUCCCCGCGCCGCACCCGCAGGCGCACCCGCCUCCCCGGGGCGCAUCGCCGCUGCUGCCGCCGCCCGUGCCCCUGCCCCCGUCGCGGCCGCUGCUCACCGUGGCCGCGGUGGAGGCCGUGAUGAACGCCAUCCCGCCGCCGCCGCCGUACGGGCUGGAGGACCUCGACCGCCGCACCGUCGCGCUCUCCGACGGCACCGUGCGCACCUACUUCGCGCUCCCGCACGAGCCGCCGCCGCAGCUCCGCCAGCCGCCGCCGCCGAUACCGGCGCACCUCUUGGCCCCACCGCCGCCGCCGCCACCGCUGGUCCCGCUGCGCCCGCCCCUCGAGCGGUGGGCUCCACCGCCCAUGCCUGCGCUUCUGCCCACUGCUGGGCUGCUUCCCAUGCCGGUCCCGAAGCGGAAGUGGGAGGAUCAGGCCAAUGGGGGUGCGCCUGGGCAAUCCUCUGGACGCCAGCAGCAGCAGCAGAAGGCUGAGGCGCGUGCCGUGAAGCAGGUGAAGGUGGAAGAGACGGGGGUGGACCCCAAGGCGCUGAAGAGCUCCUUUCUUAAGAUGGUGAAGCUGAUGAAUGAGAAUGAAGCAGAUAAGAAGAAUUACCGGGCCAAUGGGAAGCUUUCCCAGCUGAAGUGCCCUGUCUGUCAAAGAGAUUCUGUAGAUUUGCACGCGCUCCUCAAUCAUGCAUACCAUGCAAAGAAUGCGGAGCAUCGUGCUGAUCACCUAGGGUUUCACAAAGCAUUAUGUGUUCUUAUGGGUUGGAAUUACUCCGUAGCCCCUGUUCACAAAACCGCUUACCAAGCAUUAUCUACUGCCGCCGCUGAAGCCAAUCAAGGAGAUCUUAUCUUAUGGCCUCCAACAGUGAUAAUUGAAAACACAUACAAGUCAAAGAACGACGGGCAAAAGGAUGUCAUGAGUAAUAAAGAGCUGGAGAGCAAGCUGAGAGAAAUGGGCUUUGCCGUUGUCGAUGUGGAGCCACUGCCUGGGAAGGAUGGGCACAGGUCCAUGCAAGCGAAGUUUCCAGCUAGCCUCGACGGUCUCAACAAAGCAUCUCAGCUUGUUGAGCUAUUCGAACGCCAAGGCCACGGGCGGGCAACUUGGGCUCGCAUCCGUAGCAUCGCCCCCACCGCUGAUGGGGGCAACAACCCCAUGCUGGUGAAGGUAGAUGGCAAGGGGGAGCGGACAUGGGUCCUCUAUGGCUACCUAGCCACGGCAUGGGACCUGGACAUGCUUGACCCCGAGUCAAAGCAGAGUGUGACUGUAAAGAGCAGAAAGGAGCUCGAUUUAGACUAGGAGAACCUGACCCUGAUAGAGCCGUGUAUGUUACAGAUAAAUUGUGAAUCCAUAGGAUGACUGGUUCGGUUUGAGAAAUUCUUUGUUGAGUAAUCAGUUUCGAUUGAUAUGGAAGGCAAAUAACGGUUCUCUUCCAUGUAAAUUUUGAUUUUUGGGUUGUGAAAGAGUCCAUUACAUUGCUACAAACCUGCAAUUGUAGCAUUGUAUGACUAGGCAAUUUUUUUCAGCAGCUAGAACUUUGUGCCUUUUA
Molecule: messenger RNA, 1921 nt
Organism: Panicum hallii
Lineage: Eukaryota; Viridiplantae; Streptophyta; Magnoliopsida; Poales; Poaceae
Product: leucine-rich repeat extensin-like protein 5
Exons: 4
Coding region: 130-1671 (513 amino acids)
Biological process (GO): regulatory ncRNA-mediated gene silencing
Source: RefSeq, a predicted model, not a curated record